AUGCCAACUUCAGCAGUUGUACCUCCAGAGUUUGACGAGAAGUUAAAUCAUCUCUUUUUUGCCCAAACAGCUAUAACAAGAGAAGUGGAUGCUGAAGCAAAGGAUUAUGAAUCAUGCAAUAACUUUUUGGAUAUUUAUGAAACUUUUGUCGAAAAUCGACAAAAUUUAAUUAAUGAAUUGCGAAAUAUUGCAGAUAAGUCCGUGAAUGUAAAGAAAAAAUGCAGUAUCUCAACAAUUACUGGGAGUUCCCUUGGUAUUGCUGGUGGUGCUACAGCCAUAGUAGGGACAGUUGUAUCUCCACCUUUACUUGCUGGAGGUAUAUAUCAGUGUCUAGGAUUGCUUGUCGCUGGACUUGCAACGGCAUCAAAUUUGGGAGUACAACUAACUCAGUACUUAAUGUUUCGUGAAAUGAUCACAAAAGUUGUUUCUUUAUCAAAAUAUGAUAUCGAACUGAUGCAAGAUAUUGAAAGCAUGUAUCAAGAAACUCUGAAUGUUAGUCUAGUAAGACUCUUCUUCAAAACAUAUGAUGCUGUUGGUGAAGCACUUAGAACAGUGGAUUCAAAAAAUUUACCAUCUCUAGGGCUUCAACUUGGAGCUGGUGGUGCGAAAAGUGCAACUGCAUUGGGUUUACGUAGUGUGGGAAUCGAAAUGGUUCAAGUUGGAAGUAAAUUAAUGCGAGGUGUUGCUCGAGGAGUUCUUGGAUUAAGUGUUGUUAUCGAUGGCAUGACUAUUCUGCUUUCAGUUCGUGAUAUAGUCGCAGGCUCUGUUCAUACGGCUUACUGCGUGCCGGAACGCAGUCAUAAAUUUAGUAAUUCUCUUAAAGAACAAGGGAGUUCAGUUCUUUGUUUUAAUUAUAUGCAGUCAAUGUUAACAUUACACAUUUACUUGUUGGGUACAGUUUCUGGGUUUAGUGUUGGUAAUCAUAUGUGGUUGUGGGUGAGGGGUGUGUGGGGAAACAUGUUCAAAAGGAAAAGUGAUCAGUCGCUCACUCAUGCUGGUGAUGAUAAUAAACGCACUUCUUAUUCCACGAAAAAAAAAGUACUUCCUUAUGAAGAUGCAUACCUCCGAUCUGUUCCGCGCGCGACCCUUUAUGAAAAGUCGUUCAUGCAUCGUGAAACGAUAACUUACGUUAUCGCUACUCCAACAAAUUUCAUCAUAACAGCUAGUACAGAUGGGCAUCUAAAAUUUUGGAAAAAGAAACAUGGUGAAGGGAUUGAAUUUGUAAAGCAUUUCCGCUGCCAUUUGCAUGCGUUUUCUCAUUUGACGGUAAAUCACAAUGGAACACUGAUGGCAACAGUUUGUAUGUUUGACAGGUCAUUGAAAAUAUUUGAUGUGCCCAAUUUUGAUAUGAUUAAUAUGUUGAAUACUAAUUUUUCACCGACAACUGCUGCUUGGAUACAUCAAGGAAAUGAUGUGAUUCAAGCGCUAGCUGUGUCAGAUUUAGAUUCAGGCAAAAUAUAUAUUUAUGAUGGCAAAGGUGACAGUAAGCCGCUACGCAUUUUGGACAAGAUUCAUUCUCAUCCUGUUAAACUCAUUGAAUACAAUUCCCAUUUUGAUUGUGCUAUUUCUGUCGAUGUUACGGGAAUGCUGGAAUUUUGGUCUGGACCAAAAUGCAAUUAUAGCUUUCCAGAGAACAUCAAGUGGUUAUAUAAAACGGACACAGAUCUUUAUGAAUUUAUUAAAAUCAAAGCACCGCCGCAUUGUUUGGUAAUAUCACCGAACGGAAAAAUAUUUGCAACGGUUGCAACUGAUCGACGUAUUAGAAUAUUCGAUUUUUCUACUGGAAGGAUAAUUAGUAUCAUCGAUGGGACACUGCAGUCGUAUUUGAAUCAAGCAGCACUAAAUAACAAUUAUGGUUUACAAAAUAUGGAGUGGAGUCGACGAGUCGCGCUCGAAAAGGAUUUGGACCAGGAUGACAGUACUUUCCAGCAUUUAUCAUUAUGUUUUGAUGAAAGUAGCAAUUUCAUAAUUUAUCCUACUCCUGUAGGUAUUAGAGUUUACAACUUACAUACUGAUCAGGUAGUACGAGAAAUCGGAAAAAAUGAAAAUAUGCGAUUUUUGAGUGUAUCUCUUUGCCGAGCUAUCCCAGAUUCUAGGGAGCAGUUUCAGGGAGCAGCAGCAACGAUUGAUGCAGUGGCUGCAACAAAUCCAAAUUUCAAGAAAACAGAGCCUGAUCCUAUGUUGGUCGCGUGUGCAUAUCGGAAAAACAGAUUCUAUUUGUUUACUAAUUCAGAGCCAUUUUCAACUGAUGAGAAUGAAGAUUUCUCUAAUAUGGAUAUGGGGCGGGAUGUUUAUAAUGAAAAGCCUAAAAAAGAGGAUGUUAUAACCGCUGUAGAGAAUGAUACAGCUGAUAGUAAGAUCAAUGAAUCAGCAGUAUUACAUACUUCAUUUGGUGAUAUACAUAUCAAAUUGUUUUCUAAUGAAUGUCCGAAAGCAGUUGAAAAUUUUUGUACUCAUGUGCGAAGAGGAUACUACAAUGGUCUCACGUUUCAUCGUGUAAUUCGUAGUUUCAUGAUCCAGGAAAGCCUUUUUAUUAAUCUUGCUAUUCAUAAAAUUUAUUAUCUUUACGUGUUGCGUGACCCUACAGGUAAAGGGACAGGCGGACAGUCAAUUUGGGGGGAAGAUUUUGAGGAUGAGUUCCACCCUAAAUUAAGACACGAUAAACCUUUUAUGGUUUCAAUGGCAAAUGCAGGCCCAAAUACGAAUGGUUCUCAAUUUUUUAUCACAGUUAUUCCUGCUGAUUGGUUAGAUGGCAAAAACACCCUUUUUGGACAGGUAACAGAAGGUUUUAAUGUGGUCCAAAAAAUAAAUCAAGUGCCGACAUUUGAAAAAAGUGGCCGACCAAAACAGGAAAUAAGUAUUGUUUCUAUUACACUGAAAUGA
Messenger RNA from Thelazia callipaeda (thelaziosis nematode), 2883 nucleotides. The record is from the annotation of a GenBank genome assembly. NCBI's taxonomy places the organism in Eukaryota, Metazoa, Nematoda, Chromadorea, Rhabditida, Thelaziidae.